This is a messenger RNA of Sapajus apella (tufted capuchin), 2274 nucleotides long. Its product is annotated as bile acid-CoA:amino acid N-acyltransferase. The transcript is spliced from 4 exons. Gene Ontology annotation, cellular component: peroxisome. The record is from RefSeq and is a predicted model, not a curated record. The coding region runs from base 155 to 1555 and encodes 466 amino acids. Gene Ontology annotation, molecular function: fatty acyl-CoA hydrolase activity. Lineage: Eukaryota; Metazoa; Chordata; Mammalia; Primates; Cebidae. Gene Ontology annotation, biological process: fatty acid metabolic process; acyl-CoA metabolic process.
CUAAGAGAGAGAGAUUUCAAGAGAACAGAAAAUGAACAGGGAAAAUGGUGGUACAUUUAUUGAAUUCAGUAACUGUUAAAAGUUAAUAGGAAACUAAGGCAAAUGGUAUGUGGUAAUCUGGCUCUGAAGUUAGCUCUGUUACUCUUCAAAAGGCAUGUUUGAGGUUUUGGCCUCCUGGGCAACUUGCGGUGGAGUUCUGUCAUUUUCCCUUUACUGCUGGAAAAGAAGGCUCAAGAGGAAAAGUCCAGGUUUUGCUGAAGAUAUUAAUCUUCAUCAUCCCAGGUGCCACACUACAAGAAUGAUUCAGUUGACAGCUACCCCUGUGAGUGCACUUGUUGAUGAGCCAGUGCGUAUCCGAGCUACAGGCCUGACUCCCUUUCAGGUGGUGAGUUUUAAGGCAUCACUGGAAGAUGAAAAGAGAAACAUGUUUUAUUCUCAAGCCCACUAUAGGGCCAAUGAAUUUGGUGAGGUGGACCUGGAGCAUGCUUCUUCACUUGGAGGGGAUUAUGUGGGAGUCCACCCCAUGGGUCUCUUCUGGUCCCUAAAACCCGAAAAGCCAUUAAAAAGACUGUUGAAAAGAGAUGUGAUGAAUAGCCCCUUUCAGGUCCAAUUAAAACUUUAUGACUUAGAGGCACUACCGUACAGUAAAGCUACCAGUGCUCCAAAGGCCAGCCUGACUCUGAAGAGGUGGUAUGUGGCACCUGGUGUCACACGAAUUCAGGUUCGAGAAGGCCGCCUUCGAGGAACUCUCUUUCUCCCUUCAGGAGAGGGUCAAUUCCCAGGGGUAAUUGAUUUGUUUGGUGGUUUGGGUGGGCUGGUUGAAUUUCGGGCCAGUCUGCUAGCCAGCCGUGGCUUUGCCUCCUUGGCCUUGGCUUACCAUGACUAUGAAGACCUGCCCUCCGAUCCAGAAGUAACAGAUUUGGAAUAUUUUGAGGAGGCUGCCAACUUUCUCCUCAGACAUCCUAAGGUCUUCGGCUCAGGCAUAGGGGUAGUCUCUGUAUGUAAAGGAGCAGUGAUUGGGCUGUCUAUGGCUAUUCAUCUAAAACAAGUCACAGCCGCGGUACUUAUUAAUGGGACCAGCUUUAAUUUUGGUGUUCCACAGGUAUAUCGUGGUCAGAUCUAUCCGCCCCUUCCCUAUUCUCCACAAUUAAUAUCCACCAAUGCCUUGGGGUUAGUAGAGUUCCAUCAGAUUUUUAAGGAAACUCAAGUUGGGGCCAGUCAAUAUUUUUUUCCCAUUGAAGAGGCCCAGGGGCAUCUCCUCUUCAUUGUGGGAGAAGAUGAUAAGAAUCUCAACAGCAAAGCACAUGCUGAACAAGCCAUAGGACAGCUGAAGAGACAUGGGAAGAACAACUGGACCCUGCUAUCUUACCCUGGGGCAGGCCACCUGAUAGAGCCUCCCUAUUCCCCUCUGUGCUGUGCCUCAAUCAUGCACGAUUUGAAGAUGUACUGGGGAGGAGAGGUGAUCCCACACGCGGCUGCACAGGAACAUUCUUGGAAGGAGAUCCAGAAAUUUCUCAGGAAGCACCUCAUUCCAGAUGUGACCAGUCAACUCUAAGAAGACUAGAUAUUCCUAGAAAAUAAAGAAGCAAAUCUCUUUACCAGAACCUUCUCUCAAUUUUCAUGGAGGAAUGUCCUCCCCCCAACACACACAUUUUUUUUUUAAUUAAUUUUGAUGAUUAAAAAGAGCACAGGGUAAAAACCUGAGAUUUCACUUAUACUGCAUAACAAGCUGGCCAAAUUGGACAUGGGGGAUAAAUCAUAAAACAAAUAAUUUUACUUAUUAUUUACAUGACUUUUCUUACCAUCAGGUUUUCUAAAUGGGACUGAGGUAUAGUACACUGGCAAAAAUAAGAAAAGGCAAACAAGAAUAGCACCAAAGUAACAGAUACCCAAAACCAAAUACCAUGUCAGAAAACACCAUAUAGUAACAAUUUAUCAGAUUAGCGCAGCAGGAGAAAGUUACAAUUAAUUAUUUUAGUGAUAUUUUUCAACUUCACCACAGUAAAUUUGCAACAUCAUUUUUCAUUUGAGGAGUAGUAAAAUUCAGGUCAAAAAGGAAAGAAGGAAUGGAGCAGGUCAGUUAAUUCAUUCCAGUAAAUUACCUCUUCAGUUCUGAAAAACAUGCCCAUUAGCACAUAACUGAGACAUAAUAACUAAGACUAGAAGAGACUUGGUUUAAGUUGUGAAGCAAAUUCUAAUGGAAAAUACAAGAAAAUGGAAGCAAUGAGUUUGAAAAUGCCCCUUACUGAAAAUAUGUACUAAAAAUAAAAUUAA